GGGCGCUACUUCGAAAUCUGGUGAUAUUUUGCUUUUGAGGUUCCGUAUUAUUGUGCUGCCAAGUUGGAUGGCAGAUAGACUAACUGAAUUACAAGACGCAAUUAAUUUACAGGCGGAAAAUCUGUGUAACGCAAUUGGUGUGAUACAACAAAUUGCUCAGCCUAGCUUUUUUGCUGAUUUUAAUUGGGCGUCUAGAUCAACCAAACCAGAAUAUCAAGCAUUUCUUCAGUCUCAAUCACCAGAGGAUAUUAGUCGGAAUUUUGCAGUCGCGAUCUCUUCAACUGCAAAACAGUUGGAUGUACUAAUCGGAGCUUUACCGGAAGAAGAAGCCAGUGCAGAUAUUCAACGAGCAACUGUUCAGAAACUUCUUGAGGCCUACAGAACAGAAGGCGUGAAGCUUACACGUAUUACAAAUAGACUCGAAUCAAGGUUAGCUGAAGUACGUCGCUCCUUGGCAACCAUUGCACAAAAGCAACUCACCAGUCAAUCAUUAGAAUCAGAGGUCUACAGAGAAUUUUAUGGAUACUAAACCAGAUCCGUUGUUGUUUGACUCAACCUAUGAAGUUCCUGAUUCCCUUUUACCUUCACCAUCUGAAUCAUCGCCUAUUUCACAUGUUUCAUGGCUUACAUACUUAACUGUCAUAUUUCUAGUGAUUUUAUUCUUUCGGGUUUGCUUUUCAUUUGGUGCUGUGGAUCGACUACACAGUCUUCUAAACUUCAUAUUAACCAUAGCUACAUCUUC
Molecule: messenger RNA, 742 nt
Organism: Trichobilharzia szidati
Lineage: Eukaryota; Metazoa; Platyhelminthes; Trematoda; Strigeidida; Schistosomatidae
Source: the annotation of a GenBank genome assembly